CGCCUGGCGGAUGGCACGCAUGCGCAGUGAGCCGCCUGUUACCUGUCAGCGGCAGAGAGGCGGCGCGGCGGGAUGGAGGGGCUUAUCCCGCUUGUCAACCGGCUGCAGGACGCCUUCGCGGCGCUGGGCCAGAGUUGCCUGCUGGACCUACCGCAGAUCGCGGUGGUGGGCGGGCAGAGCGCCGGCAAGAGCUCCGUGCUGGAGAACUGCGUCUCCAGGGAUUUUCUUCCACGAGGUUCUGGAAUUGUAACAAGACGACCAUUGGUCCUGCAGCUCAUCACUGCCAAAACAGAGUAUGCUGAAUUUCUACACUGCAAAGGGAGGAAAUUUACUGAUUUUGAUGAAGUUCGUCAGGAAAUUGAAGUAGAAACAGAUAGAGUAACAGGAGUGAACAAAGGCAUUUCUUCAGUUCCUAUAAACUUAAGAAUAUAUUCUCCACAUGUAUUAAGCCUGACCCUUAUUGAUUUGCCUGGAAUCACUAAAGUGCCAGUAGGGGAUCAGCCUCCAGAUAUUGAGCAGCAGAUCAGAGACAUGAUAAUGCAGUUCAUCUCUCGUGAAAACUGUCUGAUACUGGCUGUGACUCCAGCUAACACUGAUUUGGCCAACUCGGAUGCACUGAAGUUAGCUAAGGAAGUGGACCCUCAAGGCCUUAGGACGAUUGGUGUGAUCACAAAGUUGGAUCUGAUGGAUGAUGGAACAGAUGCAAGAGAAAUUCUAGAAAACAAACUACUCCCUCUUCGCAGAGGUUAUGUCGGUGUUGUAAACAGAAGCCAGAAAGACAUUGAUGGGAAGAAGGACAUUAAGGCAGCUCUUCUAGCAGAAAGGAAAUUCUUUCUUUCCCACCCAGCAUAUAGGCACAUGGCAGAUCGGAUGGGAACGCCCUAUCUCCAAAAAGUUCUAAACCAGCAACUUACUAAUCAUAUUCGGGAUACCCUGCCAGCCUUCAGAAGCAAACUUCAGAAUCAGCUGCUUUCUAUAGAACAUGAAGUAGAGGUAUACAAAAACUUCAGACCAGAAGAUCCAACCAGAAAAACUAAAGCCCUGUUGCAGAUGGUGCAACAGUUUUCAGUGGACUUUGAAAAAAGGAUCGAAGGAUCAGGAGAUCAGGUUGAUACAUUAGAACUUUCAGGAGGUGCCAAAAUCAAUCGUAUUUUCCAUGAACGUUUUCCGUUUGAACUAGUAAAGAUGGAAUUCAAUGAGAAGGAACUGCGGAGAGAAAUAAGUUAUGCCAUCAAGAACAUACAUGGUAUCAGAACAGGUUUGUUCACUCCAGAUAUGGCGUUUGAAGCCAUUGUUAAGAAGCAGAUAGUCAAGCUGAAAGGACCUUGCUUAAAAAGUGUGGAUCUGGUGAUGCAAGAGUUAAUCAACACUGUCAAAAAGUGCACUAAAAAGUUGGCAACAUACCCAAGGUUGUGUGAGGAAACGGAAAGAAUUGUUGCUGGUUACAUUCGUGAAAGAGAAGAGAAGACCAAGGAUCAGGUGCUGCUGCUGAUUGAUAUUCAGGUUUCUUACAUCAACACCAACCAUGAAGACUUCAUUGGCUUUGCAAAUGCCCAACAAAGAAGCAGUCAGGUUAACAAAAGUGCAGUGGGAAAUCAGGGAACCAAUCUACCGCCUUCAAGGCAAAUUGUCAUCCGAAAAGGCUGGCUGACCAUCAACAAUAUCGGCAUCAUGAAAGGAGGAUCCAAGGAAUACUGGUUCGUUCUAACUGCAGAAAGCUUAUCCUGGUAUAAAGAUGACGAGGAAAAAGAGAAGAAGUAUAUGCUUCCUUUGGACAACUUGAAAGUGCGAGAUGUUGAAAAGAGCUUCAUGUCUAGCAAACAUAUCUUUGCAUUGUUUAACACAGAGCAGAGGAAUGUUUACAAGGAUUACCGUUUCCUUGAGCUAGCCUGUGACUCCCAAGAGGAGGUGGAUAGCUGGAAGGCAUCUCUGCUACGAGCCGGUGUCUAUCCUGAUAAAUCCUCAACUGAAAACGAUGAGAAUGGCCAAGCAGACAAUUUUUCAAUGGACCCCCAGCUGGAGAGACAGGUGGAGACAAUUCGAAAUCUUGUGGACUCCUACAUGUCGAUUAUCAACAAAUGUAUCCGCGACUUGAUACCGAAAACAAUCAUGCACCUUAUGAUCAAUAAUGUAAAAGAAUUUAUCAACGCAGAGCUCCUGGCUCACUUGUACUCUUCUGAGGACCAAAACACUCUAAUGGAGGAGUCGGCUGAACAGGCACAGAGGCGAGAUGAAAUGCUCCGCAUGUACCAAGCACUAAAGGAGGCUUUAGCAAUCAUUGGUGAUAUUAGCACUAGCACUGUCUCAACCCCUGCACCCCCUCCUGUAGAUGACUCUUGGCUUCAGCAGGCCCGCAGAUCACCUCCUCCAAGUCCCUCAACUCAAAGGAGGCCUACAUUAAGCAACCCCCCAACCAGACCUUUAUCUGGCCGAGGACCUGCUCCUGCAAUCCCAUCUCCAGGCCCUCAGUCAGGGGCUCCCCCAGUCCCGUUCCGCCCAGGACCAUUGCCUCAGUUUCCAAGUGGUGGUGAAGCUCUUGGUGGACCUCCCCAGGUUCCCUCUCGACCAACCCGGGCUCCUCCCAGUGUCCCAAGUCGAAGACCACCCCCUUCACCAACUCGGCCCACUGUAAUUCGUCCAUUAGAUUCAUCCUUGUUAGACUAAAAGAAGUUUCUGGCAUGCCAUUCAUUGUUAACCAAAUAUGUGGAAACAAAUUGCUUGGUAACUGUUGCAAUAACCACUGUAUAGUCGCAUGUAUGGACAUCCAUAGGCAAGUAACCAAUUUUACUGAUACACUCUCUGUCCAUUCUGCAUUGUUUAUGAGAUCUUAAAUGUUUUGGGAAGGUCUGUGCUGCCUUGACUGUUCCUUCUGCAAUAGCCAAUGUUAGCUAACUUACUGACAUGUCUUCACCCAGGCAACCAUGCUCAGUCCUGUACAGAAAAUGGAGGGCUUGACUUCGUGUGUGUGUGUGUUGAUUUGACCUGCUUCUUUUUUCCCUCUUCUCUGAAAGGAAUCUUGCUUUCAUUUGUACCUUUCAGGUUUUCUACUGUUUGGAAUUAUACAGUUACAUCCAUUUUCUCUUUCAAUGGCUAAACUGGGCAAAGAAAAGUGAUGUAGUCUUACCAAGCUCUUCUGAAGGCCCCACACUUUCAUGUCUGUCUUGCAAGAAGUUUGCUGGAUGGCUGCUUCUCCUAUAAUUUCUCAUUAUCCAAAGUCUAGUUUUUAAGGAGUGGUGUUAAACAAGAAUUGUGUGUAUGGGACAAUGUAUGUUUUACUUUAUUUCCGCCUUGGCAGCUGACAUGCAACAUAGAUCGGGUGGUUAAUAAUGGCCAGGCUGUGGUGUCGCAGCAAAGACAUGAAAGGGCAUUUUGAAGAACCAGUACAUGACAGAGCAGCGUGUGCCAGCUCGCUUUGUCCUCUGCUAGUGCUUGCUCACAUUUGUACUCCCACUGAACUCAUGGGAAGCCUUGGGGGUGUGUGUAUGAAAUAUGUAUAAAUGUACUGCACUGCAAAUCCAGAGAACUGAGCGUUGCUUUUGGUCAUUUUGUGAAACAGAAGGAGAUACAGACACUGAUAUGAUAUGAUAUGAUACAUGAUAUAACACAGCACAGCUGUAUACAGGCUACUGCUCCUCUGCCCAGUGUGUGAGCCCAUUCACAGGGCUACAGCCUAGAUUUGCAUCUGAGUUUUCCAAGGGUCUGGUUUGGAUUUGAGAUAUUGCUCGCAGCAGUUGGUAAAGUUCCACUAUGCCCCCUAUAUAAAGAUUUUCUCUUUGCAUCACUUGAAGUCUUGCACACCUCAGAUUUGGGUCACUUCAUCCAUAUAGGUACUAGAACUGCUUAGCUGUGCAUCCUGGCAAUGGAUUAUUUUAGCAGAUGUUCACUUGCAGAGGUCCUCUCUGCCUGUUGUUUUGCAUGUUAUAUAUUAAUGCAUUAUAAAAACCUUUUGUCUUAACUGCAUUACUUCACUUUAAACAGUUAGGGUCAGUGUCACCCUUACAGCUCAAAACUUACUGAGUUAACAAAAUUAAAACUAGAGAUUAACUGGGCCUUGUCUCUUCAGAAAAUAAUUAAUUGCUGUUAUUACUGUUAUGGUUACAGAUCCCUAGGCAAAGCAAUUGGUGGUUUCAAAGGCCCCCAGUAUAAUCAGUCUAAUAAAAUUAUUUAUUGAGACUGCAGGUAGGGCUCCAGUAUGCUGUAGCCCCAUGGUUAGGAAGAAUCUAAUCAAAGACCCACAGUGAAUGGGGAUUUAGCCUACUUAGUAUUCCCAGACUGCUGAUUAGCUGUGCUCACCACUGAAGCAAAUCAUGUUUCAGCUUGAGUAAGAGAGAUGAGCUUGGGAAAACAUCAUGAUUUGUAUGUUAGCUUAAAUUUAAUUUCCUGUCAAGCUCAUACUUGUAACAUUCGUCUGGGGAGUCUAGAGGUCAAUAUAUGAAACAUAGUGAAGAUGGAGUUUUGUCAGAGCACCGGCAUUUUGAUGAUCUCAGAAGACUGCUUAAGUGGCUUGUGUUUGUUUGGAGAACAGACCCACAUCACCAACACCCAAUCACACAGAAUCAGCUUUCAAAGAAAGAAAGGUUGCAAACCCAACUACAGUUGCAAACCUAUUGACUUUUACUACCAAA
Pezoporus occidentalis (night parrot) is the source of this 4625-nucleotide messenger RNA. RefSeq names its product dynamin 3 (gene DNM3). The record is from RefSeq and is a predicted model, not a curated record. Gene Ontology annotation, molecular function: microtubule binding; GTP binding; GTPase activity. The transcript is spliced from 21 exons. Gene Ontology annotation, biological process: synaptic vesicle endocytosis; receptor internalization. Gene Ontology annotation, cellular component: cytoplasm; plasma membrane; microtubule. The coding region runs from base 73 to 2664 and encodes 863 amino acids. Lineage: Eukaryota; Metazoa; Chordata; Aves; Psittaciformes; Psittacidae.